UCAAGGAACAGCAGCUACCAUGAGGGCAUUCAUGAUCCUGGCGCUCGCCGCGACGGCGAUGGCGCGGCCGGAAGCCGGAUACUCUUAUAGCCAGCCAAGCAGUAGCUAUGGCGCUCCUUCCGGUGGAUUUCCGCUCGCCGGUGGAGUUGGUGGUAUUAGUGGCAUCGGUGGUUUCGGCGGCGGCGGAGUCGGUGGUUUCGGCGGUGGUCCAAGUGUCGGCGGUGGCACCGGAGGUAUCGAUGGUAUCCAGGGCAUUUCCUCGUUCGGCGGUGGAGGUGGCGGAGGUGGAAUUGCUAGCAUUGGCGGCGGUGUCGGCGGUGGAGAUGGUAUCUCUGGUGCAUUCGGCGGCGGUGGCGGUGGAUUCGGAGGUGGCUCGCUCAUUCAAAAACACAUCUACGUUCACGUACCGCCUCCAGAGGCUCCCGAGGCAAGACCGGCUAGGCCCAUAAGCGGAGGAUAUCAGGCACAAAAGCACUAUAAGAUCAUCUUCAUCAAGGCACCUACUCCACCAACCCCGACCGCUCCGAUAAUUCCAGUGCAGCAGCAGGAUGAGCAGAAAACGCUCAUCUACGUUUUGGUCAAGAAACCCGAAGAGGCGCCCGAGAUCAACCUGCCCACCAUCACGCCCACUCAACCCAGCAAACCGGAAGUCUACUUUAUCAAAUACAAGACUCAGAAGGAAGUCACCGGUGGAGGUGGUGGUGGUGGCAUCGGUCACGGAAUUGGUGGCGGUGUCGGCGGGUUGCAUCACUGAUUCGGCGGCGGUGUCGGCGGCGGUGUCGGUGGCGGUAUCGGUGGCGGUAUCGGUGGCGGUAUCGUUGGCACCGGACCAAGUGGACCCAGCACGAGUUACGGGGCACCCGGUGGAUCCGGGCCAUACUAGUCAAUUCACCGCUACCCCCGUCGUGGCCCCUCCGUCCUACCCUCCUGUUCAUCAACACACACGCACACACCGCUCACAUACCUCUAACAUGAUCAGCGACGAUAAUACUUACCGUAUUGACGUAUUGCUGUAUUAUAUGCGCGA
Acromyrmex echinatior (Panamanian leafcutter ant) is the source of this 1027-nucleotide messenger RNA. RefSeq lists its product as uncharacterized. NCBI's taxonomy places the organism in Eukaryota, Metazoa, Arthropoda, Insecta, Hymenoptera, Formicidae. Gene Ontology annotation, molecular function: structural constituent of chitin-based larval cuticle. The record is from RefSeq and is a predicted model, not a curated record. Gene Ontology annotation, cellular component: chitin-based extracellular matrix. Gene Ontology annotation, biological process: chitin-based cuticle development.